Molecule: messenger RNA, 1659 nt
Organism: Guillardia theta CCMP2712
Lineage: Eukaryota; Cryptophyceae; Pyrenomonadales; Geminigeraceae
Exons: 9
Coding region: 1-1659 (552 amino acids)
Cellular component (GO): membrane
Molecular function (GO): signaling receptor activity
Source: RefSeq, a predicted model, not a curated record
AUGUCCGAUCCAGCAGAAAUUCAUGCUACCAACAGCUCAUGCGAGACUCCUUCUGGUUGUGCGAGCGAGGGAAAGCAAGGGCUACGUCAACGUAAAUGUAGGAAGGUGUUGUCCUCUCCAGUCGGCCUGAAGCCUGGCAUCGAUUACACCAUCACAGACUGCCAGGGGCGGUGGGGUUACAUGGUGAGCGAGGGUUCCCACAUCUUCCGGGGAUACCGCCUCGGCCUCUCGUUCUGGCAGUGCAUCCGGUCCAUGUUUCAGCUGCACAAUGAGACGAUCAAUGUCUGGUCGCACCUGCUGGGAAGCAUCCUCUUUGUGUGCCUCCUCUUCUACGUGAAGGACAUGCCUGCUUUCGAACGACCUAAGAGGAUGGUUCGCAGUGUAGUGCAGAGCAUGCCGAUCGGAGGCAGCAAUGCCAGCGCUUUCUGUAGUGCUAACUGCUCGAACCAGACUAACUUUACUGGCUUGUCUCCUGAGAAGUAUGCCUUCAGCAUGGCUCAGAGACAUUUCGCGGCCGCCAAGGAUAUCUUGAAGCAUGCAGAAUUCAAGCUGCCAGGCCUCGAGCGCUGGCGGGAGAUUGUACAGGCGAAUACCAAGGAGAUGGGACGCAACAUGGCGGAAGAAGCACAUGCAGCGCAGCUUCUUGUGCAAGAGAAGCUUGAGAAUGCCAUGCACAACCUUGAUAAGUCGCUUGAGACCAUCAGGCACGAGCUCUCUCAGCUGGGCUCCGUCUCCAUGGAAGGCUGCGUGAUGUGCUGGGCAGAUCUAGUGCGAAGACUUGCCAGCGUGAAGCAGAAGCUGCAGGAUCAGGUCUCCUCCAUCACAACCAGCAUGGGCCACAUCGAUGAUCACAACAGCCUCGUCUGGGGCCUGAGCCCCUCCGAGUGGGCAGAGUACACAGCUUCUGAAGUGUCUUCAGUCACUACUGCUCUGAACAACGGGAUAUCGGCAGCGAAGAGGGCGCUGAUACACGCAUCUGUGAACAUCCAAGGAGAAAUGGUGCACGAGAUGCAGAAAGUCCGAGAAGUGAUCAACCAAGAUUUCUUCCAUCGAUUCAAGAUCAACGGAGAGACGUUAAACUCUCAGGCGAUCGUUGAAAGAUGGCCAAUUGUCAUUUUCUUGCUCUCUGCUUUCACAUGUCUUCUCACGAGUGCUUCGUAUCACCUUUUCAACUGCCACAGCUUGACUCUAGCGAAUGUUCUCUUGUUUCUGGAUUAUGCUGGCAUCUCGAUCUUGAUCGGAGGUUCUUUCGUUCCUCCCAUCUUCUAUGGGUUCUAUUGCGAUGUGUCGCUUCGAAACAUGUACCUGGCGAUCAUCGCAGUGUUUUCAAUAUCUUCUGCAGGAAUUGGAAUCUACAGCGGGUUGAAACCAUCGCCCUCCUCAUGCCUCAUGCGGGUGCUGGUCUACAGUGGAAACGCUCUUUUCGCUGUGGUCCCGUGCGGUCAUCUCCUGCUCCGCUACCUCCACGGCGAGCCAUGCUGGACGCCAGGCCUCGUCUACAUCUCGGCUAUGAUUGGCAUCUACGCUCUCGGGAGUGUGAUUUACUACUACCGAUUCCCCGAGCGCUACUGGCCAGGCAAGUUUGAUAUCGUCUUCAGCUCCCAUCAGCUCUGGCACAUCGUAAGCUCUGCAAGCUCUGACGCUGCUGGGAGCGACUGA